Messenger RNA from Trifolium pratense (red clover), 1940 nucleotides. Its product is annotated as NADH dehydrogenase [ubiquinone] flavoprotein 1, mitochondrial. NCBI's taxonomy places the organism in Eukaryota, Viridiplantae, Streptophyta, Magnoliopsida, Fabales, Fabaceae. Gene Ontology annotation, molecular function: 4 iron, 4 sulfur cluster binding; FMN binding; NADH dehydrogenase (ubiquinone) activity. Gene Ontology annotation, biological process: mitochondrial electron transport, NADH to ubiquinone. Bases 212 to 1663 code for a protein of 483 amino acids. The transcript is spliced from 3 exons. The record is from RefSeq and is a predicted model, not a curated record.
UCUGUUUUCCUAAAAGUGCAACGUGGCUAAACAAAAGCCCAAAGUCCAAACAACCCAACUUGUGUUCUUUCUUGUACCAAAAAAAAACCAACAAAAAAAAAAAACCAAAUCGAAAAAACAAAACAAGAAGAAGAAGAAGAAGGUGCUCCAUUUCCAACACUUCCGAGAUCCCACUGAACUCAUCAACUGUAUCUUCACCGGUUGGAUAACCAUGAGGGGCAUUUUUUCUUUAAAGAGGGCAGCGUUGGUUCAGCAACCUAGUGAGAAAUUGAGUCUUGGUGUUAGAUUGUUUAGCACUCAAGGUGCUUCAACUGCAAGUACUCCACAGCCUCCACCACCACCUCCACCUCCGGAGAAAACCCAUUUCGGUGGAAUUAAGGAUGAGGAUAGGAUUUUUACCAACUUGUAUGGUCUGCAUGAUCCUUUCCUGAAAGGUGCCAUGAAACGAGGUGACUGGCAUCGUACUAAAGACUUGGUGAUUAAGGGUACUGAUUGGAUUAUUAAUGAAAUGAAGAAGUCGGGUCUCCGUGGGCGUGGUGGUGCUGGUUUUCCUUCUGGGCUGAAAUGGUCAUUUAUGCCAAAAGUAUCUGAUGGUCGCCCUUCUUACCUUGUUGUUAAUGCUGAUGAAAGUGAACCUGGUACUUGCAAAGACAGGGAAAUUAUGCGACAUGACCCACAUAAAUUGUUAGAAGGUUGCUUAAUUGCUGGAGUGGGAAUGAGGGCUAGUGCUGCUUACAUCUACAUCAGGGGUGAAUAUGUAAAUGAACGUUUAAAUCUUGAAAAGGCUAGGAAAGAGGCUUAUGCAGCUGGUUUAUUGGGUAAGAAUGCUUGUGGAUCAGGCUAUGAUUUUGAUGUUCAUAUCCACUAUGGUGCUGGAGCUUAUAUUUGUGGUGAGGAAACAGCUCUCUUGGAGAGUCUUGAAGGGAAACAAGGUAAGCCAAGAUUGAAGCCUCCGUUCCCAGCCAAUGCAGGGUUGUAUGGUUGUCCCACCACUGUCACAAAUGUAGAAACAGUAGCUGUGUCUCCAACCAUUUUAAGGCGUGGACCAGAAUGGUUUGCCAGUUUUGGUAGGAAGAACAACUCUGGGACAAAGUUGUACUGUGUGUCAGGACAUGUGAACAAGCCUUGCACUGUUGAAGAGGAAAUGAGUAUACCACUGAAAGAGUUGAUUGAGAGGCACUGUGGAGGUGUUAGAGGAGGAUGGGACAAUUUACUUGCUGUGAUUCCAGGAGGAUCAUCUGUUCCACUGAUUCCAAAACAUGUAUGUGAUGAUGUUCUGAUGGAUUAUGAUGCAUUGAAGGCUGCCCAGACAGGGUUGGGGACUGCAGCUGUGAUUGUGAUGGAUAAGUCUACUGAUGUUGUGGAUGCCAUUGCAAGGCUCUCGUACUUCUACAAGCAUGAAAGCUGUGGGCAGUGCACACCAUGCAGAGAGGGAACAGGAUGGCUUUGGAUGAUCAUGGAAAGAAUGAAAGUUGGGAAUGCCAAGCUUGAAGAAAUUGAUAUGCUUCAGGAGGUGACUAAGCAAAUUGAAGGGCACACAAUCUGUGCCUUGGGUGACGCUGCUGCAUGGCCAGUGCAGGGACUUAUCAGGCAUUUCAGGCCCGAGCUCGAGAGAAGGAUUAAAGAGCAUGCACAGAGGGAGUUGCUGCAGGCCACUGGUUAGGCUAGACUAUAAGGGUUGUGCUGUACUGGUGGAUAGCAAGAACCAAAAUAAGGCAGUGCUACUUCUGUUUACUUUUAUGCUGUAGCAAUUAUGGCCGGACCAUACCAGAGAAACCAUCUGGGCUGGUAUAAACUAUGCUACCUAAACUCGUCAUUUGGCACAUUUCAUGUAUUUGUUAAUAAUAUCUGUAUACUGUCAUUAAUUUUGAGAAACUUAUCAUGUUUAUGUUUGUUAUUUAUCAAUGAAUGAUGAGGAUAUAUAUCCAUUUGAUAGCAAA